GCCGGUCUCGCGAGGUGGUUCGUUCCGGCCGCGCUGCUGUCGCCGGUUUCCAGGCGGACCCGGUGGACGCAGGCACCAGCGCCGCGUGCUCUUCCGCAACCCGGACUGCCGCCUUCCCCGCUGCCGCCGCCGCCGCCGCGAUGCUGGCGCUGCUCGUGGCGUUGCUGGCCCUGGCGCUCGCCUAUUUCGCGCUGCUGGACGGAUGGUACCUGGUGCGCGUGCCGUGCGCAGUGCUGCGCGCGCGCCUGCUGCAGCCGCGCGUCCGCGACCUGCUGGCCGAGCAGAGCUACGCGGGUCGUGUGCUGCCCUCGGAUUUGGACCUGCUGCUGCACAUGAACAACGCGCGCUACCUGCGCGAGGCCGAUGUGGCGCGCGCUGCGCACCUUGCCCGCUGCGGCGUGCUUGGGGCGCUCCGUGAGCUCGGGGCGCGCGCAGUGUUGGCGGCUUCGUGCGCGCGCUACCGCCGCUCGCUGCGCCUGCUGGAGCCUUUCGAGGUGCGCACCCGCCUACUGGGCUGGGAUGGCCGAGCCUUCUACCUGGAGGCGCGCUUCAUUAGCCUGCGCGACGGCUUCGUUUGCGCGCUGCUACGCUCCCGCCAGCACGUGCUGGGCACCUCCCCGGAGCGCGUCGUGCAGCACCUGUGCAAACGCAGGGUGGAGCCCCCUGAGCUUCCGGAAGACCUGCAGCACUGGAUCGCUUACAAUGAAGCCAGCAGCCAGCUGCUCCGGGCCGAGAGUGGGCUCAGCGACGUCGUCAAGGACCAGUGACCACCACACCCUGCCCACCAGCCUCCACUUGGGGCAGUUGUCCACCCAUCCCCACCUGCCAGGGGGUACAGUGCAGAAUGGGCUGGCCGGGCUGGGCUUUGUCCAAGCCAUACUGGCCUUCGACCAGCCCAGCCCACUUCACACACUCAGGCCCUCCCCCCACCCCAUUAUUGAUACCCCUCUGUGCCUGGCCCCAUGCUGGGCUUGGGAUGAGGUGACACAGAUGCCUCACCCAGCUCUGCCCUCAGGAUGGGAACAGUGGGCAGAUUGGGAGGCCCAGGGCUCUUGGCAUGUGGGCUGUUGGGGGAGGCAGUUAGGGGGCCAACUUCACCCUGCAGGUGAAGCCAUGCUUCCAUGGGCCCAAGUCCCAAGAAUGCUUGGAGCAGAGGGGUCAGCUAGAGCGAUCCUGAGCACAGAGCCCGGAGUCUGAGCUACUUGGGGGCAUGGCAGGGUGGCACCUGAGCAGUCCUGGAGUGGGUCAGGGCCUGAUCCAGGUACAGUGAGGAGCCACGGAGUGUCAGCACAGCAUUUUAAGGCAAAUCUCUGGCUACCAGGGAAGGGGGCAGAGUCUGGGAAUUCAGGGGGCAGACAGACUGAUGGAAGAGCACCUGGGCUCCCCUGGGGUGGGGGCAGGGCCAGAACACAUACUAGGACCAGUCCAGCCCAGAUGGCAUAGGUCAGAUGUGGAGGGGGUAAGCUUCCUGUCACUGGGGGUGUCCCAGUUGGGCCUGCUGCCAAGGAGGGAAUGGAGCAGGGAGUGGGAUCUGCCUGAGUACCCUCUGCUCCCACUUUUGCCCAUCUGCACCCCUUGAUGCCCACAUGGCCACGCUGUGUGACUGUGGGCAGACCGCUGCCGUCUCUGGGCCUACAGUUCCUCAGUUGUCUGCCCUCCCACUGGGGCUGCCCUUCUGUCAGUUCUUUCCUUUCUACUGUGCUGCCCCCUUGAUGGGCUAGCCCUGGGGAGGGGUUCCCUGGCUUUGCUCGUGUGACUCCCUGACAGGGUCACUAGGCUGCAGAGAUGCUGGCCGAGGCCACGCAAUCCCUUGCCUUUCAGCUGGAACAAGGGGAGCCUGAGAGAAGCAGGAACUAGCCCAGAGCCUCCAAGCGCACCAAGGGCCCUGGGUGCACCCUGCCUGGGGCUCUGUCUCCUGGCCUAGCUCCCUGGCUGGCAGGGGACACUGGGAUCACGGCCCUGGGCAUGGGGUCACUCCUGCACAGGGGUCAGGCUGGAGCAGCUGGGGCUAGGAGCUCGGUAACACCCCUGAUUCCUCGCCUGCUCCACGCUGUUGUCUGCCUUAUAGCCACAAUGGGAAAGCUGCAAUGUUUCUGUUUUAUUUAAAGAAAGCCCAAGAUUAAAGGGCUUUAAACAUGU
Molecule: messenger RNA, 2139 nt
Organism: Manis pentadactyla (Chinese pangolin)
Lineage: Eukaryota; Metazoa; Chordata; Mammalia; Pholidota; Manidae
Gene: THEM6
Product: thioesterase superfamily member 6
Exons: 2
Coding region: 141-767 (208 amino acids)
Source: RefSeq, a predicted model, not a curated record